CUCCGCGCACUCCUCCAUCCCCUGCUUCCCCUCCAUCCCCCCGCGCAUCUCUCCGCGCCUUCCCCCGCGCACUCCUCCAUCCCUCCGCGCAUCACUGCGCGGGGAUGGCGGAGCGGCCGCGCUUCCUCUGCGGUGUGGUGGAAGGUUUCUACGGGAGACCAUGGUCAAUGGAUCAGAGGAAACUUCUCUUUCAAUGGCUGCAGCGCCGGGGGCUGAACUGCUACAUGUACGCGCCCAAGGACGAGCUGAAGCACCGGCUGCUCUGGAGAGAGCCCUACACAGAGCAUGAGGCAGCCCGCAUGAAAUCCCUCAUCGAAGCUGCCCAAGAGCAAAAAGUGGAGUUUAUUUUUGCCAUUUCUGCUGGCCAGGACAUGGUGUUCUCCAGCGCUGGGGAUCGGCUCCUGCUGCAGCAAAAACUCAGGCAGGUGGCUGCCAUGGGGUGCCGCUCCUUCGCGCUGCUCUUUGACGACAUCGACCCCUGCAUGUGCCAAGCUGACAGAGAUGUCUUCCCCUCCCUGGCACAGGCUCAGGCCUCUGUGGCCAACGAGGUGUACCAGGAGCUGGGCCAGCCCUCAGUCUUCCUCUUCUGCCCUACAGAAUAUUGCAGCUCUCUCUGCUCUCCCAGCCCCAGCCAGUCCUGCUACCUGCAGACCAUCGGCCAGGAGCUGCUCCCAGGGAUCGGUGUCAUCUGGACAGGCCCCAAGGUGGUGUCCCAGGAGCUCUCAGCAGAGCUGCUGGAGGAGGUGGAGGCUGUCCUGAGGCGCCGCCCCGUCAUUUGGGACAACCUCUACGCCAACGACUACGACUGCAGACGUGUCUUCCUGGGCCCCUACAUGGGCCGUGCUCCUGGCCUCAUGUCCAGGCUCCACGGGCUGCUCCUCAACCCUAACUGUGAGCUCCAGGCCAACUUCAUCCCCAUACACACGCUGGGCACCUGGUUUCAGAGCGAGCUGGGCAGCUGUGCCCACCCUGACCAUGCAGGCAUGGAGGGAGCCCUGGGGGACAGCCAAGGUGCUGAGGAUGGAAGCUACAGCCCCCAGGAAGCCUUGGAGCUGGCGCUGCGUGAGUGGGUGGCCGAGAUAAACCAGCAGGCCUUGGAGCCAGGAGGAAGGACCCCAGGACACCCCAGUGUGAGCCUCAAGGGAGGAGCAAAGCUGCAGCCUGGCACAGCGGGAGGACAGGAGGUCACUCCUGACCCUCAGCCCCACAAAUCUGCUCCUGGGGCAGCUCCUGAGCCCUGUGGGGUGGCACCAGAGGAGGGGUGCAGGGAGGUGACCUCAGAGCCUGAGAGGGACAGUGGGAACAGGACACCCGCUGGCCAUCAGCAGAGCCCUGCAAGGGCUGGGGAGCAGCUCGCCCCAGGGAGCUGUGAGCCCUCCUCUGCUCUGCCCAGUGUGGCUGGGAGUGCCCAGCCUGGAGCAAUCCCAGUGGCCACCAAGACCCUCCCCAGCCCAAGCCCCACCACGAGCUCCAGCAAUGGGGCCAGCACCACUCAGAACGUUUCCUUGCCCACCAGUGACGCCAGGCCAGGGGAUGGCAGCCCUGUCCAGUCUCCCAGCAGCACCCAGCCUGAGGCCAUCAGGACUGAUGUGCCCCAGACACCCCCAGGACCUGGGGCUGGUGCCAGCCCUGGUGCCCCAGCCCCACUGAUGGAUGAGGUUGGUGCUCCAGUGACCCCAGAGGAGGCUGGGCCUGGCCCCAUGGCACCACUGCCCCCCAAGGAAGCCAUAAGCAGCUCCCCAGCACAGGUGACCCCAGAGGAGCCCAGGACCAGCCCCACGGCACCAGUGACCCCAGAGGAAGCUGGGCCUGGCCCUAUGACCCCCAAAGAUGCUAGGACCAGCCCUACAGCAAAGAUGACCCCAGAGGAGCUCAGGACCAGUCCCAUGGCACCAGUGACCCCAGAGGAGGCUGAGUCUGGCCCCAUGACCCCCAAGGAGGCCAGGCCCAGCCCCACAUCACAGGUGACCCCAAAGGAGGCUGAGUCUGGCCCCAUGACCCCCAAGGAGGCCAGGACCAGCCCCACAUCACAGGUGACCCCAGAGGAGGCUGAGUCUGACCCCAUGACCCCCAAGGAGGCCAGGCCCAGCCCCACAUCACAGGUGACCCCAAAGGAGGCUGAGUCUGACCCUAUGACCCCCAAGGAGGCCAGGACCAGCCCCACAUCACAGGUGACCCCAGAGGAGGCUGAGCCUGACCCCAAGGAGGCCAGGACCAGCCCCACAUCACAGGUGACCCCAGAAAAAGCCAGGCCCAGCCUCACAGCACCGAUGACCCCAGAAGAGGCUGAGUGUGGCCUUAUGGCACUGACGACCCCAAAGGAGGCCAGAUCCAACCCCACAAGCCCAGAGGAGGCCGUGUCCAGCCCUACAGCACCACUGACCCUGGAGGAGGUGCGGAUGCUGGUGGAGCUCUUCUACCUUCCCUACCACCACGGGGCUCUGGCACAGCAGCUCCUGGAGCAUUUUCGGUGGCUGCGGGCGAACAGCCUCAGCGUGGGGGUACCGGCCACAGCACCUGAUGCCUGUGGGGGCACGCGGUGGCGAGGCCGGGCUCAGUCCUUCCAGCUGCUCUGUGCACGGACGUGCCGCCUGCACAGCCGCCUGGUCAGCACCGCCAGCAGGGCGCUGCUCUACGACCUGCACCCCUACCUCUGGGACAUCCGUAACAUGCUGCUGGCCGCCAGUGCCUUCGUCCUCUGGCUGGAUGGUCACCUCCUCUGCGAGCCUGACCCCAAGGGCACCUGGGGGAGCUGCUUUGGCUGGUGCCAGAGUAUCACUGCCCCGAUGCUGCUGGGGAGGGAUGCCGAGCCCUGGGCACGCCGUGGGGGCCUCUUUGGAGAGCUGCAGGCACUGCUGCCCGUGGGGAACAGCUGUGACCUCUUCUACCAUCCACCCCCACUCUUCCCAUCCAGCCAGCUGUACCUGCUGCGCCCGCUGCUGCCCCUGGACAAGGGAGAACUUUACCGCAUGUGCCGGGAGAGUUUGGACUGUGAUCCCAAAGUGGCAGAGAUCCUCGUGGCCCACCCGGAUCUCCUCGGUGACAGGCUCCUGGGCAGUUUCCUCAGCCUGAGCCCCGAGUACACCUUUGUGCUGGAGGAUGAGGGUGGCCCGUGUGGCUUCGCAGCCGGAGCACUCCACGCCGAAGGCUUCCUGCAGCAGCGAGACAGCAGCUGGCUGCCAACCAUACGGCACAAGUACCCCCCAGACCUGGGCACAGGCGGCCCAGCUCUGGGACAGGAUGCCCUGGAGGAAGCAGUGCUCUUCUUCCACUCAGAGCCACUGGCAGUGCCCCAGCCCGUGCUGAGGCGCUUUCCCUCCCUGGUACAGCUGGGCACAGCCCCCCGUGUGCUGGAUGUGGGGGCCAGUCGCAGCCUGGCCCUCUGCCUGCUGAGUGCACUCAGGGCUAAUGGGUCACGGGGAGUGUUCUGCCAGGUCAGUGACACCGACAGGCAGCAGCUGAGCUUCUACAGCAAGCUGGGCUUUGUCGCCCUGCCGGUGGCCUGGGGCAGCUCUCCCGGCGCUCAGCUCCUGGGACGACUCCUCUGACUGUCCCAGGCCAGGCUGGUUCCCCACCCCAGGCCAGGCUGAACCCCCCCAUCCCACACAGCAUCGGCCUGAGCAAGCAGGAGCAGAGGGGCACCUCGAGAGGGGACAUGGGGGCGAGCAGGAUGUCACUGGUGCCACCUCUAUGCCACCCCAAGUGUUGCUGUUUGCUGGGUACCCUCCACCUUUGCUGGGUGUGCAGACCCUCAGGCCUGCAGGAGCUCAUGAGCAGUGUUUGGGUUGGUGGUCCUGGGGCACAGCACGGUGCCUUAGUGCUACAGGAGUGUCCUUGUCACGCUGGCUGGGCUGCCCAGCUCCCUCCAUCCCCCGUGUGGCCUGAGACUGGGCAGAGGGUGCUGGGGCUGGCUCUCGGCACUGAGGAUCUGCUUGUGUGUAUGGAUUGAUCUGGUAUAGGAUGUGGGGAGGCAGCUUCUUUUUUUGUGCCUGGGGCCUGAGGGAAGCGCUGUCCUUGGCAAUAAAGCGUUUGCUGGGCUCUCA
Messenger RNA from Taeniopygia guttata (zebra finch), 4043 nucleotides. Its product is annotated as protein O-GlcNAcase. Gene Ontology annotation, biological process: glycoprotein metabolic process. The record is from RefSeq and is a predicted model, not a curated record. Gene Ontology annotation, molecular function: beta-N-acetylglucosaminidase activity. NCBI's taxonomy places the organism in Eukaryota, Metazoa, Chordata, Aves, Passeriformes, Estrildidae.